UUCCCGGCGGGCCUACAGUGGCGGGUGCCCAAGAUGGUCGCUCCCGCAGCUGCGUAGAGGCGGCAGCGGUUCAGUCUCGGGCUGUAGGGCGAGGCGGGCGUCUGGAAGCGGUCCUCGCCCAGGUGACAGGAGGUCGGGGAGGUGCCGCCGGGCCUCGUGGGGUGCCAGGCCCACUCGCUGCAGUCCCCGGGCCCCGCCGCCUCCCUAUCCCUGCCCCCGGGUGGAACCGAAGAAGGUCAGGUCCGCCGCCCCGCCUGUCCUCGCCUCAGGGCGGACGCUGUGUGUGGGUGGCUCACUGUUUAACAUUGACUUCACCCAAGUGCAUUCUCCAUGGCGGCCUCGCAGGUCCCGGGGGAGAAGGUUAACAUCCAGGCAGGAGAGACGGCCAAGGUCGGGGACAGGGACCUGCUGGGGAACGGCUGUUCGGAGCAGGACAGACCGCCGCAGCGCUCGUGGAGGCAGAAGUGCGCCUCCUAUGUUCUGGCCCUGCGGCCCUGGAGCUUCAGUGCCUCACUCACCCCGGUGGCCCUGGGCAGUGCCCUGGCCUACAGAUCCCAGGGCGUCCUGGAUCCCAGGCUACUGGUGGGUUGUGCCGUAGCUGUCCUCGCUGUGCACGGGGCUGGCAACUUGGUCAACACUUACUACGACUUUUCCAAGGGCAUUGACCACAAAAAGAGUGAUGACAGGACCCUGGUGGACCGAAUCUUGGAGCCCCAGGAUGUCGUCCGGUUUGGAGUCUUCCUCUACACCUUGGGCUGUGUCUGUGCUGCUUGCCUGUACUACCUGUCCCCUCUGAAACUGGAGCACUUAGCUCUCAUCUACUUCGGAGGCCUGUCUGGCUCCUUUCUCUACACAGGAGGAAUUGGAUUCAAGUACCUGGCUCUGGGAGACCUCAUCAUCCUCAUCACCUUUGGCCCGCUGGCUGUGAUGUUCGCCUACGCCGUCCAGGUGGGGUCCCUGGCGGUCUUCCCGCUGGUCUACGCCAUCCCCCUCGCCCUUAGCACCGAGGCCAUCCUCCAUUCCAACAACACCAGGGACAUGGAGUCCGACCGGGAGGCUGGCAUCGUCACGCUCGCCAUCCUCAUUGGCCCCACUCUCUCCUACGUGCUCUACAACACGCUGCUUUUCCUGCCCUACCUGAUCUUCAGCAUCCUGGCUGUGCACUGCAGCAUCAGCCUGGCGCUGCCCCUGCUCACCAUUCCCAUGGCCUUUUCCCUUGAGAGACAGUUCCGAAGCCAGACUUUCAACAAACUGCCCCAGAGGACUGCCAAACUCAACCUUCUGCUGGGCCUCUUCUACGUUUCCAGCAUCAUUCUGGCACCGGCAGGCAGUCUGCCCAAACUCUAAGGGGACCAGUAGCCGCACGCCACAACAUGUCCCCCCUUUCUCAGAAUGUGUUGAAGGCAGAGUGUCUGAGGAGGGAAGGUGAUUUGGCAGUGAGGGGCUGAAGGAUGGCUUGUGAACGCCCACCUGUUUUUAUUAUUACAUUCUUAAAGAGAAUGUUUUGUUUUUGUUAUUUUAUUCCGUUUUAUGGGGACUCUUGAAACCACUCUGGUGUCAGAACGAGGUAAAUUGGACGCAUGGCCCUUGUUUUAUUUAUAAUUUCCACUAGAGGGUGAUGUCAGGUCACUUUUAGUGGGCUACGAUGCCCUAAGACUUGGUGAAGGAACCGCGCAGACUGGCCUCCUGUCCUGAAAGAGCCAUAGUAACUGGGCCAAGUGUCCUCUGCUCUUUUGGUCUGGUUUUACACUACCUGGAGAGAGAAAGUCCCUCAUUAACAGCCCGACUGGGCUCUAGGCUUUUUGCCUGAAUUGUGAUUCAGACCCUUUUGUCCUCACUUCACUUAUUGCCACAGUUGAGGAAAAGCAUCAGAUCACCCUGCAGCAGGACAGUGGAGCAGAGGGCUUGGAAGGAAAAAA
This is a messenger RNA of Aethalodelphis obliquidens (Pacific white-sided dolphin), 1919 nucleotides long. It is a transcript of the gene UBIAD1, whose product is annotated as UbiA prenyltransferase domain containing 1. The record is from RefSeq and is a predicted model, not a curated record. Lineage: Eukaryota; Metazoa; Chordata; Mammalia; Artiodactyla; Delphinidae. Gene Ontology annotation, molecular function: prenyltransferase activity. Bases 331 to 1347 code for a protein of 338 amino acids. Gene Ontology annotation, cellular component: Golgi membrane; endoplasmic reticulum. The transcript has 2 exons. Gene Ontology annotation, biological process: menaquinone biosynthetic process; vitamin K biosynthetic process.